This is a messenger RNA of Brassicogethes aeneus, 1052 nucleotides long. Lineage: Eukaryota; Metazoa; Arthropoda; Insecta; Coleoptera; Nitidulidae. The record is from the annotation of a GenBank genome assembly.
AUAAAGGAUCACCUUUAACCUUUAUAAUCUAGUUAGGUUAUGAUUUUUAAAGUUUGUUUAUAAACCUAUAGGUUUAAGUUAAUCUCGAUUGGCUUUAAUAAAUAAAGAUGGAUAAAAACCUAAUAAUCCCGAAAUAUCUAUUUGAAGAGUUCAGUUUAAAAGCCUGCUUAGAUGACGAUUAUAAUUCCGACGAUAGCUAUAACUGGGAGGAAGAGUUGCUGAUGGAGUUUCAGUGCGAGAUAUGCAUGAAUUACAUGUUUCCGCCGAUAAAACAGUGCGAGAUAGGGCACAGUUAUUGUCAGGAUUGUUUCGGUAAAGUUUCUUCGUGCCCGACGUGCAGCAGCCCUAAAAAAGACACAAGGAAUUUCGCUUUGGAGCAUAUUUUCGAAAAGCUAACUUUUCCCUGCAAGUAUGCAGAGGAAGGGUGCCUGUUCCAGGCCAAAGGCCCUUUGGUUGUGUCCCAUCAAAGUGAUUGUAGCUACAAAGCAACAGCAUGUCCUCUUAAUAGUCUUAAGCAGUGCGAGUGGGUGGGAAGUAAAUUUAACGUCGGCGCGCAUUUAAAAAAAAGUCACGACGACUUGAUUUUCAAAAACGAUUUUAACGUAAUCAUCUCGAACUUCAAGUGUUACAGCAGAACAGAGAAGUUUUGUUUGGUGCAUGCUUGGGGAGAGAUUUUUUAUUUUUCUCACGUUCUAACUAGCGGGUAUUUUAAAGCCCACAUUUUUCGCAUGACGAAGUUCACGAAUAACGAUUUUAAAUACGCGAUUAAUUUUUUUAAGGGGGAUACCCAAAAGAAAGUCAUUUCCGUCGAAGGGCCUUGUAAAUACAGGCCUACAGAUUUAAGUUCCGAUUUUCUGCCUUAUUUUAGUUGGGUCGUCAGUUAUUUAGCAGAAUUUCUCGAUGACGAUGAUUGCCUUCAUUCUUCAGUUCAAAUUUCGAUUGACAAUUAAGGAAAGCAAAUAUUGUUGAAUUCUAAAUGCCUUAGACCAUCGAAAUAUUUUGGUACUACUAAAUUAAAUAUUAAUAAAUAUAUUUUUUUAAUAAAAGCUUAA